AUGGAUAUUGAAACUUUAACACCGAGACAAUGGAUUGAAAAUGAAGAAGCGUAUACGAAGCUAUUGGAAGACCAAAAUAUCCGUGAUAAAAUACCUUUUUUAAAUGUAAACAAAACUGAACAUUUUAAAAAUCUAUCUUUAGUCAAAUUUUACGGUAUGGUUCAAGAUAUGGAUUCUCCUGAAUAUUAUUUGGAAAAGUUUGAAGUAAUAAAUAAGAUUACAAAGCAAAGUACGUACGUAACCGGCAAAUAUAACGAAAACAUUACUGUAGAGGAUAAUGAAUACGUUAAUUUUGAAAAUUCUUCAAACAUUACUUCCGAACGGCAGACGUUUGUGGUUAUAUCAGUUCCGGCUAUAAAUAGUUGGGUACACACGUUGGACGGUAAAUUUAGAUUAGACGUUACAAAAAAUAUGCAAACUGAAUUUAGUAGUAACAAGAGAGCUUAUGAAGAAACGAUGGAUGUGGAAGCUGGACCUUCCAAUGUAGAAAAGAAAGUUUGUAGUGAAGUAUCGAAAGCACCAUACACUAAAUCUACAUCAAGUAAUCCCAAAGAUAUUUUUCCAUUUCCAAAAGAAGGCGAACAAGUUUUUCAUAUAAAAUUAUACACUAAUCAAGAUAAAUUGAAAAUUAACGAUGUUUGCGAAUUUGUUGGAUUUUUGGAUACUUUUCCUACUUUAAUUCCUGAAGUUUGUGAUGCUCAAAUGGACACAGAUGCCCUAAAUGCUCCUGCUUCAUUAUAUCCUAGAAUACACUGUGUAAAUUACAAAAAAAUGAAGCAUAAUAACCCUUUAUUAGAAGAGGACACUAAGAUUGAAAAUAUUGAUGUGCUUAGGAAAGAUUUGUUGGUUGUUUUGACUCAAUUACUCCUUGGUGAUGAAUUGGCAGCAGAAUAUUUAUUAUAUCAUCUAAUAUCACAGGUAUAUUUACGUAGAGAUGGUUUAGCACUGGGAAAAUUCUCAUUAAACAUUUCUAACAUUCCCUCUCUACCCUCAUAUCCAAUUGGGUUAUAUAAAUUUAUAGAAAAACUACUUCCAAAAAGUAUUUAUCUACCAAUGACCUUGGAGAAUCUCAAUGAUUUAACUUUUGUACCCAAAAAAAAUUAUGAAUUAAACUACUUAUCAUCUGGGGUGUUGCAGUUGAGUAACAACACUCAUGUUGUGUUAGAUGAAACUAAAUUGAGCCCUGGGAAGCUAAACGAGGCUGGUUUAAGUAACAUUAAAGCCCUAUCCAGCUGCAUCAAACAUCAAUCCCUGCAUUAUGAUUUCAAAUUUUACCCAUUAGAGUUCGAUUGUGAUAUUCCCUUUCUCAUAUUGUCCGAGGGUAAAAGCAUGAUCCCUUCAGACGUGCAUGUCGUACUGCAACCGGAUGAGAUGUGUCUGAACAAUUUCAAAGAAAUUGUCGAAGCUGCUGAUCACUUUUUGAAGCCUGAUUUACUGAACAACAUAAGAAAGUAUCUCACUUCAGUGAGACUUAUUGAUUACAGUCUCUCUGAGGAGAUCGAGACAUUUAUCCAAGAUGAAUUCGUUAAAAUGAGGCAAGAUAAGAAUGCAACAAUCGAUGACUUGCAUGGCAUGUUGAUUCUGGCGCGAUUGGUUUCGAUAUCUGAGGGUAAAAAGACUUUGGGCGAAUCGGCGUGGAAGAAAGCUUCAGAAAUUGAAGAAACCAGGAAGAUUAGGAUUAAGAAUUAA
This is a messenger RNA of Psylliodes chrysocephalus, 1689 nucleotides long. Lineage: Eukaryota; Metazoa; Arthropoda; Insecta; Coleoptera; Chrysomelidae. The record is from the annotation of a GenBank genome assembly.